Lonchura striata (white-rumped munia) is the source of this 2343-nucleotide messenger RNA. RefSeq names its product casein kinase 1 gamma 3 (gene CSNK1G3). NCBI's taxonomy places the organism in Eukaryota, Metazoa, Chordata, Aves, Passeriformes, Estrildidae. The record is from RefSeq and is a predicted model, not a curated record. Gene Ontology annotation, biological process: protein phosphorylation; response to virus. Gene Ontology annotation, cellular component: Golgi apparatus. Gene Ontology annotation, molecular function: ATP binding; protein serine/threonine kinase activity.
CUCCCGGGCGCUGUGCCGCCGUGGGAAGGGGUGGGCGCUCGGGGCCGCCCUCGCUUCCCCUCCGCCUCGGCGAGUAUCCCUGGCCGGCGCCGCUUCGGAGCCCCGCGCCACUGGCGGGGCGGAUCGGCAGGCAGUGCUCGGACGUGAAGGGCCGAACGCCGAGCCUGUGUCACGCUCCCCUGGGAUGCCCGAAUGUAAGCAUUAUGGUGAAGAGAAGAUACUGCCAUCAAUAUUAUAAUACUGUCAUAGAAUUCCUCUAAAGACUAGGAAAUAUUGCUGGUGUCGUGCAUUCUGGAAAUACAUUUUACUACAGGUACCACCAAGGCUUUGCAAACCGGAUGAGCAUGAUGCAGUUGACUGCUUCCUGACAUUAACCAGCUGGGCAUUUCAGCCAUGAUGUUUUCAUUCUCACCUUGUCCAGUUGGAAUUUGCUUAUACUGAUUUUUAAAAAGAGGAAUAAAUCAAAGUGGAGAACCAUAAACUUGACAUGGAAAAUAAAAAGAAAGACAAAGACAAACCAGAUGAAAGAAUGGCACGGCCUAGUGGGAGAUCAGGCCAUAAUCCACGUGGAACUGGUUCUUCAAAUUGUGGAGUGUUAAUGGUUGGCCCUAACUUCAGAGUUGGUAAAAAAAUUGGAUGCGGUAAUUUUGGAGAACUACGGUUAGGGAAAAACUUAUACACAAAUGACUAUGUGGCAAUUAAGCUGGAGCCUAUGAAGUCAAGAGCACCACAGCUACAUUUGGAAUACAGAUUCUACAAGCAGCUAGGAUCUGGAGAUGGAAUACCUCAGGUUUAUUAUUUUGGCCCAUGUGGCAAAUAUAAUGCUAUGGUGCUAGAACUACUUGGACCUAGUCUGGAAGAUUUAUUUGACUUGUGUGGUAGGACAUUUUCUCUUAAAACCGUUCUUAUGAUAGCCAUCCAGUUGAUUUCUCGUAUGGAAUAUGUCCAUUCAAAGAACUUGAUUUACAGAGAUGUAAAACCUGAGAACUUCUUAAUAGGACGACCUGGAAACAAAACCCAGCAACUUAUUCACAUUAUAGACUUUGGUUUGGCAAAGGAGUACGUAGAUCCAGAAACAAAGAAGCACAUACCAUAUCGAGAACACAAGAGCCUUACAGGAACAGCUAGAUACAUGAGUAUAAAUACACAUUUAGGAAAAGAGCAAAGUAGAAGAGAUGAUUUGGAAGCAUUGGGUCAUAUGUUUAUGUAUUUUCUCAGAGGAAGUCUUCCAUGGCAAGGUUUAAAGGCAGAUACAUUAAAGGAACGUUACCAGAAAAUUGGAGACACUAAACGAGCAACUCCUAUAGAAGUAUUGUGUGAAAACUUUCCAGAGGAAAUGGCCACUUACCUACGUUAUGUAAGAAGGUUAGACUUUUUUGAAAAACCAGACUACGACUACUUAAGAAAACUCUUCACAAACUUACUUGAUCGCCAAGGCUAUAUAUUUGAUUAUGAAUAUGACUGGAUUGGCAAACAGUUGCCUACUCCAGUGGGUUCAAUACAUUCAGACCCUGCAAUGUCUUCAAACAGAGAAGCAUAUCAGCACAGAGACAGAAUGCAACAAUCCAAAAAUCAGUCAACAGACCAUAGGGCAGCUUGGGACUCACAGCAAACCUAUCCACAUAAUUUGAGGGCUCACCUGGCAUCUGACAGACAUGGUGGCUCUGUACAGGUAGUAAGCUCAACAAAUGGAGAACUGAACACAGAUGACCCAGCUGCAGGCCGUUCAAAUGCACCCAUCACAACUCCUGCAGAAGUAGAAGUAAUGGAUGAAACAAACUGCCAGAAAGUGUUGAACAUGUGGUGCUGCUGCUUAUUCAAGCGGAGGAAAAGGAAAACCAUCCAGCGCAACAAAUGACUAGAACCAAACAGAACAUGAGAAAAUGCUUAUUUGUUCACCUGUUGUCUUGUGAUCUUAAAAAAAACCCAACAACAAAACCCAAAGUAAAAACCUCCAUAAUAAAUACAUUUUCUGAGGACUCCCUGAGAAACAAUAUUUUGUCUCUAUGCUUUGAUUUGGUUCUUCUGCAUCCAUCUUCUGUUUUUUAAUAUAUCUGUUCUGAAAGCUUUAAGAUAUUGUCAAAUAGGAGUGCUUCUUUCAUCAACAUAUGGACCAAUGAAAUGAUACAAAAUAACAGUAUCUUGAGCUAAACUGAACUUGAGAACUAUUUCUUCUUUCCUAGAAAGUAAUAGCAGUGUCUUAGAUGAAGAUGGAUGUUAUUAAUAAGUUAUUUGAGUUUGUAGCAGUGUAUCUAAAGCAGUUUUCUUCAAAAAUUAAGAAGAAAAAUACAGGUACACAACCAUAAUGUGAAAUAAUAAAACCUUAAGAUUUAUUUUAUGACA